UUGGAUGCCAAACACUCUCCUUUGGGACUGGAAUCAGCCACAUCCUUUAAAAAAGGAGGAAGGCAGCGUGGAGCUUCUUUUUUUAAACUCUCCAAGGAUUUUUCUAGAGAUGUCAGGCUGUCCUGACCCCUGUGCUGGAGGCUGGAGCUGCCUCCUUCACCUGAAUCCCAGGAUGAGACUGAAGAGUGGCUCAGAGGAGGCCUGGAGGACGGCAUCCAGCAUCCAGGGAAUCCUCCCCUUCCUCGUUUUGUACCGGCUCUUGGGACACCAAAUCCUUGCCUUUUUCUACACAAAGCAGUGAAGCCUUUUCCACGUUUUCUAGAGCGGGGUCAGAAGCUGCUCCCCCUUCACUCUGCAAUAUCUGCCACCCAGGACAAGAGUAUUUUUAUGGAACAUUAUCAAGAAAGUUUAUUUUUUACACAGAUAACCCAAGCAAAUGAACACGUGGAUUGGGAAUGGGGCAGGAGGCAGGAGCUGGAUCCCGGAGCGGGUCGGACUCUGAGGCCCCGCCCAGCACGCUCAGGGGGCGUGGCCGCCCGUGGUCCGAUCGCUGCCAUUGGCUGUUGGGAACCGGGUGCUGCGCUCUCCACCAAUGGCGAGGCGGGACCGGCCGCAGGCCACGGUCACGUGCGUGGCGCGGGGGCGGGGCCUGAGCACGGCCGGCAGCGAUGGCGGCGGAGCAGGCACUGACCAUGGCUACCUGCACGGCCCCGGUGAACAUCGCCGUGAUCAAGUACUGGGGCAAGCGAGACACCGACCUCAUCCUGCCCAUCAACUCCUCCCUGAGCGUGACACUGCACCAGGACCAGCUCAAGACCACCACGACGGCGGCCGCCAGCCGGGAUUUCACGGAGGACCGGCUGUGGCUCAACGGGAAGGAGGCGGACGUGGGGCACCCGCGGGUCCAGGCCUGUCUGCGCGAGGUGCGGCGCCUGGCACGGAAGCGCCGCGGGGGCGGUGAGGACGCGGCCGCUCUCAGCCUCUCCUACAAGAUCCACAUCGCCUCCGAGAACAACUUCCCCACGGCCGCCGGGCUCGCCUCCUCUGCUGCUGGCUACGCCUGCCUGGUGUCGGCGCUGGCCCGGCUCUAUGGGCUGGAGGAGGAGCUGUCCGAGGUGGCGCGGCGGGGCUCGGGCAGUGCCUGCCGCAGCAUGUUCGGUGGCUUCGUGCAGUGGCAGCGUGGGGAGCGCCCCGAUGGCACCGACAGCCUGGCCCUGCAGGUGGCCCCCGAGACGCACUGGCCGGAGCUCCGCGUCCUCGUCCUGGUGGUCAGUGGGGAGAAGAAGCCGGUGGGCAGCACGGCGGGCAUGCAGACCAGCGUGGAGACCAGUCCCCUGCUGAAGCACCGGGCAGAGGUGGUGGUCCCCGAGCGCCUGGCCCAGAUGAUGCAGCACAUCCGUGACCGUGACUUUGAGGGCUUUGGCCAGCUGGCCAUGAGGGACAGCAACCAGUUCCACGCCACCUGCCUGGACACCUUCCCGCCCAUCUUCUACCUGACGGACGUGUCGCGCCACAUCAUCGCGCUGGCACACCGCUACAACGCCCACCACGGCCACACCAAGGUCGCCUACACCUUCGACGCCGGCCCCAACGCCGUCAUCUUCGCGCUGGCCGACACCGUGGCCGAGUUCGUGGAGGUGGUGAGGCGCAGCUUCCCCCCCGCCACCAACGGGGACCAGUUUGUCCGGGGGCUGCCCGUGGGCUCGGCUGUGCUGCCGCCGGAGCUGGAGGCUGCCGUGCUCACCGAGCCUGUGCCCGGGGCUGUCCAGUACAUCCUGCACACCAAGCCUGGCCCUGGUCCCCAGCUCGUGGAUGACCCCAGCCAGCACCUCCUGGGCCCGGACGGGCUGCCCCGGACCCGUGCCUGACCCCGGUGACACUGGGACAGCUGGGACACACCGGGGGGACUCUGCCAGUGCCACCAGCGGGCCUCAGGACCCUGAGCCAGGCCUGCUGCAAAGCUGUCCCCAGCCCUGGGGCAGGAUGUCACCCCGGGGCUGGUUUUUAAUCUUUUGUAAGGAAAUACAGGGUUCCUGGUUCCA
This is a messenger RNA of Agelaius phoeniceus (red-winged blackbird), 2042 nucleotides long. RefSeq names its product mevalonate diphosphate decarboxylase (gene MVD). Gene Ontology annotation, biological process: isoprenoid biosynthetic process; isopentenyl diphosphate biosynthetic process, mevalonate pathway. Gene Ontology annotation, cellular component: cytosol. The record is from RefSeq and is a predicted model, not a curated record. Lineage: Eukaryota; Metazoa; Chordata; Aves; Passeriformes; Icteridae. Gene Ontology annotation, molecular function: diphosphomevalonate decarboxylase activity.